GUAUAGCAACAGCAGUUUCAAUGAUUCGGGUGUGAUAUGCGAGAGGAACAUUUUUACUCGAAGCUUUACAAUGCAGUACAUAAGCAAAGCUUAAUAUCGACGGUGUAUCAGUAUUAUCUAUCAAUAUGACACUACAAAGAGAUAUGAAAGAUGUGGUAGAGAGCACCGAUGAGCUCAUGUUCGCCGAUGAGUCCGACACAGUGACUUCGGGCCUGAAAAGUAAGGACCGAAAGGAAAGCUUGACACCUAGUCAUAUUUCCAGCUGUCUGGAUGGCCCUAUGGGAAGUAUUAAGGAGCAUCAUGCCGAUUUUGAAGGACUCCCACACAUCCAGUAUAUUGAAUCCGAUCAGUCUUUCACAUGGAGAGCAACUGUGCUGGGUUCGCUUGUUGGUUCGCUGAUAGCUAUCUCAAAUAUGUAUCUCGGUCUUAAAUCGGGUAUCACAAUUGGAGCCACACUAUUUGCAACCCUCCUGGGUGGUGUCACUCUUGGGCCUAUCCUGAAGAUGACCGGGAAUGUACUUGGUAUUAAAGAACACACCUGCUUUCAGGCCGCCGGUACUGCAGCCGGCGGUUUGAAUGGUGGUUUGGUCGCACCUGUUCUUGUGUUGUUCUGGAACGGCUUCUUCACAGGCGGCGUUGGUAGCAAUAUUGGCAACUUAAUAGGGCUGGUAUUCGGUGCGGCUGGUUUUGGUCUAGUGUUCGCGGUAAGUUUGAGGAACUUCUUGAUUGUAAAGCAACCCGAGUUGGUUUUCCCAGAUGGUCGUGCCGCCGCUGAGAUUCUUAUCACUAUGUACUCGUCGGAAGAGGGGGCAGCUGAGGGGCGUGAGAAGACUCGCGUCAUGCUUUACUGCUUUGGUGUAGCGUUUGUGUUGCAGUGCAUAUCGUACUUCAUCCCGAUUCUAUACAGUGUGCCCAUCUUCCGCUAUUUAAGUAAUUGCCCCUGGGAGAGCUCGUGGCAGGAAUGCCAAGCUGAUGGUUACUAUGACUACUUCCUUUUCGCUGACAUGAUGGGGUUCGUACUGUACUUGGACCCCGUUUUUGUGGCCAGUGCCUUUAUGGUAGGUCCAUCGGUGAAUAUUUGGUUCUUAAUUGGUGCUGUAGUAGGAUGGUUCAUUCUCGUGCCCAUCGACUUCAACGCCGGCUACCUCGGAGAAACGCCAAGCUUUGGAAUUGGACGUGAUCACGUGCUUAUGUGGGCUUCAGUCGUAGCUAUGCUGGUGUGCUCCUUUAGUAUGAUCUUAAUCAAUUAUGAGGUUCUUGUGGAUAUGUACAAGGGUUUCAAGCAGGCCAUCACUAAACGAAAUGACGACGACGAAGACGAAGAGAACAAGACAAUCCUACCUGAGGGCAAUGAGCGUGACAUAGACACCCCUAUUUAUAUAUCUGCAUCUUUGCUAGCACUAACCAUUGGUGCCUGUCUGGCAAUUUACAUGGGUCUAUUCGGUGAUGAGUUGACCUGGGCGGAGAUGAUCUUAGGUAUUGCCAUUACUUUCCCAAUUGCCGUUGUGAACGCUCAAAUUAUGGGACGUACCAAUUGGAAUAUCGCUGCGCUUCUAGCGAAGUUGGUGAUGAUGAUUAUGGGCCUCAUGAGUUCAACGGCCAAUGCUAUGUUGAUCGUUGGUAAUAUGGUAUCCCAAUCUGCAGCUCAGACUGCAGAGGUCAGUCAGUGUUACAAAACAGGCCAUCUGGUAGGUGCUUCACCUCACGCACAAUUCAAGGCUCAGCUUGCCGGAACCGCAGUCGGUGGUUUAGUAUCUGUAAUGGCAUUCUGGCUAUACACCAUGGCUUACCCGUGCAUGCUGGAUCCAGAAGCUGAAUGCAUUUUUUCCAUGUCUGCUGCACGUGCCUGGGAUGCGCUUGCCGAAGGUAUCGAGCAGGGUGUAACCGUUGGCAACAGUCUAGACUACACUAUCACUGAGAGAGGUUUCUUGUACUUAAUCAUCUUCCCGUGCCUGACCGUUGUAGAGGGUCUGCUAUUUAAGUUUGUAAUACCCGAGCGAAUGAUGUGGAUGAAGCCCGUGUGGACGGUGUUCUUCUUAUCAUGGUUGUUGCCUGGUCAGUAUGCUGUGGCUCAGUUCUUCGGACAAUGCGUGCUUUGGUGCUGGCAGGCCGUAGCACCUCAACAGGUGGAGAUGUAUAAAUUCUCAGUCGCCGCUGGUCUCAUUGCCGGUGGUUGUGUCGCAAGUAUAGCCACUGCCAUCUUCAGCGUUUUUGAACUUAACGGGGUAUCAUGGGGUAUGGGUCCGUGAAUGUGAAGUGCCUUGUGGGGCAUUCAACUCCUAAAUAAACAAAAUACGAAAUAUGUUUGGUGAAGCACACACUAGCAUCAUAUUUUCGGAUUCGCCCACGUUGGGCAUAUUAACACAAUACACAAACUGACCAGACCAAACCCUGAGCGGGCGAGAAAAGAUACUCUGAUUGCAUCUUGCACAUGUCAUUCGUGUUCGCGUCGGACAAAGGACCAGGAAGUAUCUAUUAUAUCACAACCUAAGGGAGAACCAGGAAAGAACAACUAGCCACAUGGGCCUGCAACCAUAUAUUACAAUAAUAGAAUAUUUCACUAGAUAAAAUGUCAUAGUGCAUAUGCAUCAAUGGA
Messenger RNA from Sphaeroforma arctica JP610, 2596 nucleotides. RefSeq lists its product as hypothetical. The coding region runs from base 126 to 2249 and encodes 707 amino acids. Lineage: Eukaryota; Ichthyosporea; Ichthyophonida. The record is from RefSeq and is a predicted model, not a curated record. The transcript has a single exon. Gene Ontology annotation, cellular component: membrane. Gene Ontology annotation, molecular function: oligopeptide transmembrane transporter activity.